This is a messenger RNA of Entrophospora candida, 2373 nucleotides long. NCBI's taxonomy places the organism in Eukaryota, Fungi, Glomeromycota, Glomeromycetes, Entrophosporales, Entrophosporaceae. The record is from the annotation of a GenBank genome assembly.
AUGGAUCCACCAAAUCAUCAUUCAAGGUCUUCAAAGUUAUUUUUUACUUCUUCUUUUUCAUCACCGUCAUCAAAUAUUGGUUCUUAUGGUAGUGAUUUUAAUGGCAGUGGAUAUGGUGAUAGUGGUUAUGCUAGUGGAGCUAGUAGUCAUGGAGCAAUUAUAAAUGGUAGCAUUAUUAACAGUGAUGCUAGUAAUAACAAUAAUAAUAUCAGUAGCAGUAUUACCGGAUAUAAUAUUAAUGGAAUAAAUGAUUCUGUUAAUAAUGUUGAUCAAGGUCUUUUUGACAACAGCAACAAUAAUAACAAUAUGAUAACUGUUCCAUCAGGAAAACGAGCAAUGACUAAUUUAAGAGAAAGUCGUUUGCCAACGAUAGUAUUAAUAGACAUAGAUCAUACAGAUGGUGUUAGUAGAGAUUUAUAUGCUAGAAGAGAAUCUUUUGUGGCAAUGAAAGACGGCAUUUCAUUACCAGAGUUUACUACUACAAAAGAUCCCUUAUACGGUUUGGAAUUGUUGAAAUACAUUAAUUCAGAAGUGUCAAAAGGAAACCUGGAACAAGCUAUUCCUAUUGUAUGUUCUUGGAAUGAUUCCCCAGAAUUAAUGUUAGAUUGUUUAAACAAAGGUGCUGCUGACUAUUUGAUAAAACCUAUUCGCCAAGAAGUUGCUAAAACUGUUUUCUUGAUGGAUUGGGUAGCAAUAAUGACCCAAGAAUUUCCAAAACCUUUAAUAAGAAGAAUUUCAAAUUUUGAAGAAAGACUUGAUGAUUUUUUUAUAAAAGAUAAAUGGUUAGCUGAAACAAUUAUUGAAUAUUAUACACCACCAGAAUUAGAUAUAAAUAUUGCAUAUAUACCAAGGUUGGAUUCUGCUUCCGAAUUGGAAAGAGUCAAUUACUUAAAGAAACAAUUAACUAAUUGGGAAUUUGAUGCUCAGAAAUUGAGUGAGGAGGAUUUGUUAAGAUGUGUUGUUAUUAUUUUUGAACAUGUUAUGGAUCUUGAUGACCUAAGACAAUUAAAUGUUCCGUCAGAACAAUUACAUCGAUUUUUAUUGGCAAUAAGACAAUCGUACUACGACAGUAAUCCAUAUCACAAUUUUACACAUGCAGUCGAUGUACUACAAGCAAUGUUUUUCUUCUUAUGUGAGAUGGGCUUGAUACCACUUUUUUUUUCUUCUACUAGUAGUGGUUAUAAAUAUACUGAUAGAUAUAGACGAAGAAGUAGUAGCAGCAGCAAAAGUAAAAAUGGUAGUAAAAGUAUGAAUGGUGGUGGAUGUCGUCCUAAUGAGUUAUUAAAAGACGCCGAUUCCUUUGCUUUGUUGUUGGCUUCUAUUGGGCAUGAUGUUGGACAUCCUGGUGUUAAUAAUUUUUUUUUGAUAAAUAGCCAAACUCCACUGGCACAUUUAUAUAAUGAUAAAUCAGUACUUGAAAGUUUUCAUGCAAUGACUUUAUUUACUUUAAUGCAGAAAUAUGGAUUCAAAGUAUAUGAAGGCGAAACUGAAUAUAAUUCAAAAUAUGCUGAAUUUCGUAAGGUUGUAGUAAACGCUAUACUGGCAACAGAUAUGGGGUUACAUAAUGAAUAUGUCGUGAAAAUAAGAGAUCAAAAAAAAAGACUCGGAUCUGGCAAUUUUGAUAUAAAAUCGGAACAAGAAAAAAAUAUAGUCGUAGGCGCGUUGAUUAAAUGUGCUGAUAUCAGUAAUGCAGCAAGACCAUAUCAUAUAGCAGCAGAAUGGUCAGAUGUACUGUUGAAAGAGUUUACAUGUCAGGGUAAUUUAGAAAAAAAAUUAGGGCUGCCUGUUAAUCCGAUAAAUAAUGGUCAAAUAUCACAAUCAGAUUCUCAAAUUUCUUUUAUUGAUAUAUUUGCUAUGCCAUUGUUUAAAUCUGUCAGCGAAUUAAUUCCAGAGUUGAAAUUUUGCGUAAAUAUUAUUAAUUCAAAUAGAAAAGUAUGGCAAGAUAAAAAAGAUGAUUUCGGUGAUAGUACUAAUACUACUAUUUCUAAUAGUAACGAUGAUGAUGAUGCACGAUCAAUUAAACAUAAUAGCACCGGUAAGGAUUCAGGGAUUAAUGUUGAUAGUCGACAAAAUUCACCAAUUGUUAGCGUACCAGCCGCAAGAAUACUGUUAUCACAUCAAUCAUCAUUAACAUAUCUAAGACCAAUUAACCCAAAUUUACUUGACGGUGGAUCGGAAGUUGAAUCACAAUAUUCCACAAAUGAAGCGCUUAGUACUGCGGAGGCAUCUGAUGCACCAUUAACUCAGCACAAUCAACAAUUACAAAAUGGUGAUGAUGACGGAAGUAUCGAUGGCGCAUCAUCCAAUCUUCCUAAUAAUAGUGGAAAUGAUGACUCUCGUAUUAUUAGUGGAACAAGCAGGCAAUUAAGCUAG